Messenger RNA from Plectropomus leopardus (leopard coralgrouper), 3415 nucleotides. Its product is annotated as protein phosphatase Slingshot homolog 3. The record is from RefSeq and is a predicted model, not a curated record. Gene Ontology annotation, biological process: negative regulation of actin filament polymerization; protein dephosphorylation. Lineage: Eukaryota; Metazoa; Chordata; Actinopteri; Perciformes; Serranidae. Gene Ontology annotation, molecular function: phosphatase activity; actin binding.
GCAGCUGUAAAUGGUGAAGUCUUCACCCUCGAGAGCGACAGAGGGCGGAAUAAGGAGCACCCAGUACUUAAAAACAAGAAGCCUUCAGAGCAGGAAAUUAGAGAGGGAGCAAAGUCUGGGAGAGAUACCAUUCUCCCCGCCCACAACACGCUUUUGGCUGAGGAAACCUGCAGAGCCUGUCUGAGCCUGCCAGCAACAGCAGGUUUAGUGGAGACAGAGCUGCACUCGACCUGCGAUGGCUCUACUGACCGUGCAAAGACUCCCCUCCAUCUCCACCGCUCCAGAUGAAAGCCUCCAAAGAAGAGGGAGACUUCAGAAAAGGGAGAGCUUUGCCCUCGUGAAGGGCGCUGUCCUCCUGCUGGAAGAGGGCGAGAGGGUGGGCGUUGAUGUAGAGAAUUCUACCGCUCCAACUUCUCCUGUGAAGGAAGGAAGUAAAGCGCAAGACAUGCGACACAGACACCUUCACGCCAUGGUUGAACAGCUCCGACCAGAAGAUACCAUCAAGCUGGCAGUGCAGUUAGAGUCCGGCAGCUUGGUCAGAAUCAGGUAUCUGAUCGUUGUCUCCACCCUCAGCAGCAAAGAAGAAAGCAUCCUGCUUGGCAUGGAUUUCCCCAGCUCGGACAGCGAUCACUGCACCAUUGGCCUGGUUCUGCCUGUAUGGAGCGACACACAGGUGUACCUGGACGGAGACGGUGGUUUUAGCGUGACGACAGCUGAAGAGACCAGAAUUUUUAAGCCUAUUUCCAUGCAGACCAUGUGGUCAGUGCUGCAGGUGUUGCAUGGCUGCUGUGAACGGGCGGUCAAGGCAGCGUUGAUCCCAGGCAAUGGCCUGGAGUGGGCUCAGCACUACCAGCAGCACACCGAGUCAGACCGCCUCUGCCUCAACGAAUGGGAGGCCAUGCACGACCUGGAGUCGGUCCGCAGGGACAGCAAUGGACAAAGCACAUCAGAACGAAUGUCCAAUGAGGCGCUGAUCAAAGAGCACCUGAGAGACAUCAUGAGGACUGAAGACCUGGACCACCUCACGUCUAAAAUGGUGCACUCUGCCCUGAAGACCAGAAUAGGCUUCGACAUGAGACCCUAUAAGGAAUACAUUGACAAUGAGAUCCUGGUCACCAUGGCUCAGAUGGACAAACCCUCCAAAAUAUUUGACUAUCUGUACCUGGGCUCUGAGUGGAACGCAGCUAACUUUGAGGAGCUGCAGAAAAACAAUGUGGGCUACAUUCUGAAUGUGACGCGGGAGAUCGACAACUUUUUCCCAGAGUCCUUAACUUAUAUGAACAUCAGAGUGUACGAUGUGGAAGCCACCGACCUGCUCUCUCACUGGACCGACACAUUUAACUUCAUCAACACUGCGAGGAAGAGCGGACAAGCCGUGUUGGUGCACUGUAAGAUGGGUAUUUCUCGCUCUGCGUCCACAGUGAUCGCCUACGCCAUGAAGCAGCAGCGCUGGUCUCUGGAUGUGGCGUUGACCUACGUUAGGGAUUGCCGGGCCAUAGUCAAGCCCAAUGAAGGCUUCAUGAAGCAGCUGCAGACCUACAACGGCAUCCUCAACGCGAGCCAGCAGCGUCACAGCGCACUCUGGAGGCGAAAGUCAAGAGACCAAAGACAAAAGUCAAUACGCAAGGAGGAGGAAGGGAAGGAAGAAAGCCCAAAAGACGAGGAAGAAGAAGAUGAGGAGGAUUAUGAGCUGGGUGAUGAGGAUGAUGCAGAGAGUCUAGAUGAAAAAGAUUCAGGUAGCUCAGAUGAAAGAGAUGAGCCAGAGGGAAACGCAGAGGUGUUUGAAGAGCCCGCCCCCCCGUCUGAGACCAAGGAGGGGCCCGGGCAGACAGGGCCAGACAGCACUGGUCCUGUUAUCACAGUCAGUGAACCAGAAAAGGUCAUUCCGAGCGUUAAUCGCAGCGGCAGGAUGAACCUCUUCUCCCUCAUGCAGUCCAUUAGUGAUGAGGAUAAAAGUUGUGAAAAGCUAAUUGGGAGUCCGAGGCGGAUGCGUAGCCAAGGGCGACGGAGUCUUACUCACCAGAAAGCAUGUGUGGAUGUUUCACCUGAGCCACGGAGUCAGCCGGACGCCAGCCAAAGCAAACCCUAAAGUGAUCAAUGAGAAGAGCAGGGAGUUACAUGAGGGAGGCGAGGAAAAAAAAUCCUGAAAACACCUGAAGGAAAGUGUGCACUGGUAACAUGCCAAGGUUUUUCUACACUGAUACGCUCUGGCUUUAUAUUUUACAUUAUCAAAAGUUUUAAUUUAUGUAUCACUGCAUAUCUCUGCUCAUUAUUAUAAUGGCUAAUGGUUCACUGCUGAUAAAAGGAUUUUGCUGUAAUAUUAAUACACCUGUGAAAUCCAGGGUAUCUGAAGUCGUUAUCAGUGUACAUUGCUGUUAUUAUGGUUUUUUCAGUGUUUUUAGACCACAUGCAGACGUAGCAGUCUCUCUCUACAUGUAGUGCACCUCCCUCGUCCCUUCUUCAGCUCUCACAUCACCACCUCAGAGACAAUAUCUAUGCAAUUACUGUCCUCCUUUCUUUCCCUCUGUAUAUAUAAGGCUGUAUGCUGCCAAUACAAGAUAGACAGUUUUAAAUGUCUCUCAUAUUCUCACUCAUCAUAAGUCUUUUUCACAAGACGUUCACUGUAUCUAAGCUGUGCAUCAUGGACCAAGUCAGAGCCAGUUUUAUGGCAGAAGCCUGUUUGCCAAACAAUAUAUUCCUUUGUGCCAAUUAAUUACUAUAUUUCACUGAAUAUCUUUAUCACAUCAGAAAAAAACAAUGUCACCCAUUUUACUUUGAUUCAUUCUUGUUUAAACACCAGGGCUGCACGAGUGCCUUCAACCUGAGAAUGAUAUACGACUCUAUGCCUGGUGUUUUUUAAUGUUUUUACUACGAGGUGAUUGCUGCAUAUUGUAUGAAUCUUGUAGUGUUUCUCUGAUUGCAGUAUAAAUAUGACUUCCCAAAGUUUUGCAUGUAUGCAUAAUUAUAUAUGUAUCGUCACAGAAAUGCUGAUGAGCUUGGGUGCAUGUUAUGUGUUUUUAUACCAACACGUGAGAGCAAAGUGUUCAGGGUUUUCUCAUGUAUUUAAUGGAUUGAGGUAAAUUAUUCAUAAUACUGUCCUCAGACUCACUGGAUGCUGAUGUGGAAUUUUUUUAUUUCACGCUGGUGUUACUUUUGAUCCGGUGAACCCAAGUUUAAAGCUUACUUAAUUUAACCUGCAUGCUCCCUGUUAAAGAAAACAUGCACUUUAUAAUCCCACAACACACACAGAGUCCCCACUGCCUGAGCCAACAUCACACUGUACUAUGAAUAAAAUGUUCGAUUAUUAUAUUUUAAAAAAUCUUGUCCACAUCUUGUGUUAAGCUCUCCACUGUCUGCACCUCACUCUUGUUUACAACAGGCACUAUGAGUGGAAAAAUAAACGAUUAUACACAAA